AUGAAAGAAAACAGGGAUAAUGCCUUUUCACCAGUGUGUGCAGCACCGAGUGCGACAGGUCCGUUUGACCGGGCAGAGCUUGUGCGGAUCAUGCUCCAAGCGCUGCAAGAUAUGGGUCUGCACGAAACGGCGACCAAGCUGCAGCUAGAAACUGGCGUCGAGUCGGAGCAUGCAUUAAUCGCCGAACUCCGCGCCGCCGUGCUUGCAGGCGAUUGGAGCAAUGCAGAGAACAUGAUUGCCAAAUGCUCGUGGGACGAUAGCAUCGAGGUCGGUUCGGCCCCUGCAGAUGAAUGGGACGAUCGCGACACAUACCUCUAUAUCCGUUUCCUCCUUCACGAGCAAGAGUACCUCGAGCUCCUCGAAGCCGGCGCGAGCACCGCCGCGCUGCGUCUAUUGCGCCAACGCAUCGUACCGCUUGCUCGGCAGCCUGGACGCGUAAUGCUGCUGAGCAGCCUUGUGCUACAUACGCACCCAGAAGACCUGUACCGGCGCGCAUCAUGGGACGGCAGCCGUGGUCAUUCGCGACAGCGCCUUCUUGACAAGAUCCAGCGCAUGAUCAGCCCCAGCGCCAUGCUUCCGAGCCAGCGCCUCGUGCAUUUGCUCGAGCAGGCCACCAUGCACCAGCGGCUCGAGGACCUUUACUAUGUUACCGGCGUAAAUGCAGAACACGACAGACCGAGCCUUUUGCGCGACCACGAGAGGGACACGAGCCACUUUCCGCGGCACAAUAUGUACACUCUGCAAGGGCACACCGACGAGGUCUGGAUUCUGCGCUUCUCACACAACGGGAAAUGGCUCGCGACUGGCGGCAAGGACCGCGUAGUGAUCGUGUGGGACAUAGGCAAUGGGUUCCAUGCGCACACGCGGCUUGUAGAGCGUGAGUCGAUCCACAGUAUCGACUGGUCCCCCGAUGAUACCAAGCUGCUCGUCACUGCAGACGAGGAAAUUACUGUGUGGGACAUGACGACCAAGCGUGGCACAACCUUUGUAGAGCAUCUGCACACCGCCUCGGCCCGGUGGCUUCCACACACGAUGGCAGGGACGAGCCGUGUACGUGUCCAGGCGUGCGGCCCGUUCGUCAGUGGCGGCAUGGACGCCGCGAUUCUUUUCUGGAACGAAGGCGGAAAGGUCGUGGAAAAGGUCGACACAACGCCGUUUCGCAUCACUUCUUUGGACGUCUCGACCGACGGACGGUGCAUGGUCGCGCUUGGAUGGUGCCCGCCAAAGGCGCAGAAACCAGCGCGCCAAGGCGCACAUUCCGUGCGCGAAGUGCGCAAUCGCGGCGCGUCCCUCUCGAGCCCUUUGCCCUUGUCGUUCGGACGUGGCGCCUACGGUAUCCGGUUCUAUGGUGAAGGGCGUACGCGUGUAACAAGCUUUGGUUUGCUUGCGCUCCCUUCUGAUGUGGACGAUGUUGCGCCGGUGGGGCAGGAAGAAGAGGAAACGCCGUUGCAUUUCGACGUCAACCCAGCCCCGAGCUCCGAUCGGGCAUCGGUGGAGCGGCGCGAGGGCGACCAUGCAUGUGUAUAUGUAUUUGAUCUUGUACAGCGCAAACAGAUCUACACGCUCUACCUUCCAAAUAUGCUCACCAACGUCGCAAUUUCUUCCGAGGGACGCUACGCGCUAUUGAGCGAGCACAGGGGUGAUAUCCUGCUCUUGGAUCUCAGCACCAUGAGGCUGCACCAGCACUACCACGGCCACCACGCCCGCGACUUCACUUUGCGCGCCGCAUUUGGCGGUGCUGCCCAAGGACCAGGCGAGCGCUUCGGUCCUUCGUUUGUCGCGAGCGGAAGUGAGGAUGCGCGCAUCUAUCUUUGGCACCGCGCCACGGGACAGCUACUAGAGACUGGUAACCAACACCCGCACGGCGCGGUGAACGACGUGGCAUGGCAUCCACACAACGCCGAGAUGCUCGCAUCCUGCGGCGACGAUGGCACUGUGCGGAUCUGGCAAACAGGGAACGCAGGAUUGUCCAUCACACGCACGCUGCCAAACACGAUGGAGGCGCUGCAUCCAGAAAGCAGGAUGGGCCGGUACUCCGACCGCGACUUACGACAAGACACAGAUACGGCGAACCCAGAGAGCAGGGCCGGUCGACACUCGGAUCACGACACUACACAAGGCACCGAUGUUACUAUGGACGAUGACGACGAAGCGCCCUCAUCGCUAGAUGGAGAGGAACACGAAAACGAGAGCAUGGCGCAGGAAACACUACGUAUCCGUCCGGCUCCGCGCACGGCCCGGACGCGGCUCACUUCCUCGCCGCCCACGUCCAGCGGACGCUUGCACGAAGCCUCGAGCGCAGCUACAUUGUCUUCUCCACCUCCACCGCGACGACCCCAUCCCUUCCCUUGGUAG
This is a messenger RNA of Malassezia vespertilionis, 2355 nucleotides long. RefSeq lists its product as uncharacterized. Gene Ontology annotation, molecular function: protein binding. The transcript has a single exon. The record is from RefSeq and is a predicted model, not a curated record. Gene Ontology annotation, biological process: proteasome-mediated ubiquitin-dependent protein catabolic process. The coding region runs from base 1 to 2355 and encodes 784 amino acids. NCBI's taxonomy places the organism in Eukaryota, Fungi, Basidiomycota, Malasseziomycetes, Malasseziales, Malasseziaceae. Gene Ontology annotation, cellular component: GID complex.